GAAGAAUGCAGCGUUCGGUCGGAGUACUGGGCGCCGGAAAUAUUUUGAUGAAGGGAUGCCGUAUGCUUCGGGCAAUGUCGACCUGGAUUACGGCACGUUUCGGCGAAGAAAUGGAGAAGUCGAUUUUGCCGGUACCAAUAAUCACUAAACCAAACCAGCUUUUGCUUCAAGUCAAAGCCGCUAGCGUGAAUCCAAUUGAUACCGCAAUGCGCAAUGGCUAUGGGAAUCAAAUUUCAAUAGCGAUGAGGCAGUUACGGAACUGUUCACUCAAACCAAUGCCAGCAGUGUUGCCUUUUAUCGGUGGACGAGAUUGCAGCGGAGUGGUUGAACAGACUGGAGGAAAUGUCAAUAGAUUCCGGAAAGGCGAUGAGAUCGCCCGAAUAAAGCCAUCAAAUGCUCCGUCGCAGCGUGUACUGAUACAUGGUGGUGCCGGCGGUGUUGGGACAACAGCAAUCCAGAUGCUUCGAGCUUGGAACGUGCAGAAAGUAGUGGCAACCUGUUCCGAGGACUGCUUCCACACGAUACGACAGCUUGGAGCUGUACCGAUCAAUUACAAAAGUCCUUUAGCUCUUGAACAGCUGAUCGCCGAAGGACCGUUCGACGUAAUUUUGGAUUGUGCAGACUCCGAAUUGGCACAGUGGAGUGAUAAAGUAAUGGGAUUAUGGCGCAAUUGCGUCCACCCGGCAGUUCAGCGUGGCCAGUGGUUUACGUAUGCUUAUUUUGCUCCCAGUUCGCAAUGUAUGGAACAAAUUUCGGACCAUCUGCGCACUGGCAAGAUAAAACCAGUAAUCGACGAAAUUUUCAAUUACGACCAACUUCCGGCAGCUUAUGAGAAAGUCCAAAAAAAGAAAGGUCGAGGGAAAACGGUGAUUGAUUUUGGUGACGUAUCAAAUGAAAGUCGAAAGAACCAUGAAGACGGAACUGCAAAUUACGUUUCUAAGUAUUAUCAGCAAAAGACGGAGAUUCCCACUACUCCCGCCACUCCGCGUUCCUGAUG
This is a messenger RNA of Gongylonema pulchrum, 997 nucleotides long. NCBI's taxonomy places the organism in Eukaryota, Metazoa, Nematoda, Chromadorea, Rhabditida, Gongylonematidae. The record is from the annotation of a GenBank genome assembly.